UCACUGCCAACAGAGCAGCGAUCAUGCUGUCUUGAACUUUCACUUCCUGUUAUUUUUCAGCUGCAGCUCUUCAUUGCCACUCUCCAACAGUGUAUCACUCCACUGCCUGCGCCACAAGACGACUACUAAUGGCCCCCCAGUGGCUGAGCUGCAGUACUGCAGUGUUUCUGCUUUUGGUUCAUAUCACUGUGGUUAUCACACAGUCUUGCGGAGGAAUCCCUGGGAUACCCGGCACCCAUGGGCGCAACGGCUUGGAUGGUGUCAAGGGAGAGAUGGGAGACCCUGGUGAGGCUGGCCAGUCAAUCAGGGGAAAGAAGGGGUCUCCAGGUCUGCCAGGGCCCCCAGGACGGCCUGGGCUGAAGGGGGACGCGGGUCUUAUGGGACCUGCUGGUUAUCCAGGCCCGUCAGGGGAGAAGGGAAGACCCUUCAACCCUUCCAACCAGCAGAGUUCCAUCUUCUCCUACAAACGGGUCAUACCACAUGCACCAGAAUUAGACGCCCCCAUGAUCUUCAACAGAGACAUUUUGACAGAAUCGGAUGAACAGCUUGGAGGACAACGGUUGCCAAACGGGACGUUCACAUGCGCCAUCAGAGGAGUCUACUUCUUCAGUUAUCAUGUUUCAGCAAAGAGCAGAGUGUGUCUGAAGCUGGUGAAGAACAACGUCAUUCACAUUUCUAUGUGUGACAUAUCCGAGGGUUUCCUGGUCACCUCUGGCUCAGCGGUACUAGCGUUGGAGGUCGGAGACACGGUCUCGCUGCAGGCAACAACGCACAACAGCAUCGUGACGAGCCAGAGCAGCACCAGUCACACUUUCACCGGCUUCCUGAUCUUCCCAAGUGCCUAGAGCUCCGCGCACUGAUCCACAAAAUCAUCGUUUAAAAUGCUUUAAAGCUUUUUUGGGACAUUUACAGCAACAAAAUGAAAUAUGUUUUUCUGUAAUCGUGUAAAGAUCAGCAGAAUAAAUAAAGAUUAGCUCAAUAGUGGCA
Molecule: messenger RNA, 987 nt
Organism: Sander lucioperca (pikeperch)
Lineage: Eukaryota; Metazoa; Chordata; Actinopteri; Perciformes; Percidae
Gene: c1qb
Product: complement component 1, q subcomponent, B chain
Exons: 5
Coding region: 129-845 (238 amino acids)
Molecular function (GO): protein binding
Source: RefSeq, a predicted model, not a curated record